AUGACCCUCAUGAAGAUGAGGUCCGACAAAACUACAUUGCCACAUACGGCGCCUACCUGGUGGCUGCUGAUGAAGGAAGAAUGGCAGUCGACCAUCUUCGACGACGACUCCUACGACUUAGAGAAGCCGUUAAGGAUCGCCUCGACCUGGAUGAGAGCCAUCCAGCGAGGGCACGUUAACAAAUGUGCCACCAAACGACGCCGUAUUUACGACGCCGAGCCGUCCCAGUGCGCCCGUUACCGUAGACACUCGAGGGGGCCAAGAGGGCUUUGGAUUUACUCCUCUAUGAUCGGAAGGAAUAAUGUCUCCUUUGUAGCUCAAUAGGGAGAGCAAUCGCCCGGUCAGCGAGAGGUUACGGGUUCGACUCCCGUCGGAGAUAGGCAUUUUCCCUCCCGGUCUUAGUAUAGCACCGUGGUAGCUGCGACACCAUGUGGACCAAAGUAAUACUCCAUAACAUUAAGGUCAUUAACCCUGGUCGACCCAAAUUACUCUAAAUGAUGAUUCGUUCGUAGUUGUGUUGGAAGAGAAAGAAACUUUCAUCACUUCACUCGAAACCAUGGCUAUGACUGUAUCACAAAAAGAAGCCGAACACUCGGAGCUCAAGAGGAAGCUCGAAGGAGCCAAGCGAAAUACCCCGGCCAGUCUACAAGCCGAGCUCUCAAAGCUCCGAACAACGUUUCAAGAAGAAAAGCGAAAGAACAGGCAGCUAAGCCGCGACCACUAA
Bursaphelenchus okinawaensis is the source of this 724-nucleotide messenger RNA. The record is from the annotation of a GenBank genome assembly. Lineage: Eukaryota; Metazoa; Nematoda; Chromadorea; Rhabditida; Aphelenchoididae.